Messenger RNA from Glycine soja, 613 nucleotides. RefSeq lists its product as uncharacterized. NCBI's taxonomy places the organism in Eukaryota, Viridiplantae, Streptophyta, Magnoliopsida, Fabales, Fabaceae. Gene Ontology annotation, molecular function: nucleic acid binding; 3'-5' exonuclease activity. The record is from RefSeq and is a predicted model, not a curated record. Bases 1 to 471 code for a protein of 156 amino acids. Gene Ontology annotation, cellular component: nucleus; cytoplasm. Gene Ontology annotation, biological process: nucleobase-containing compound metabolic process. The transcript has 3 exons.
AUGGCCGGCUUAGUAACAACUAGAGGAAAAAGUACUAUGAGAAGUUCUAGAAAGAAGAAGGUUGUCCACAAGACAACAACCACAAAUGACAAAAGGCUUCAGAGCACCCUGAAGAGAAUAAGUCCCCUUCCAUCCCAGCCUCUCUCGUCUCCUUCUGACCCCAUCAUCACUUUCGUUGGGGUUGGGAUCCGAGAAGACGUGGAGAAGCUUCUGAAAGAUUAUAAUCUUAACGUGGUCAAUGUUCGUGACCUUCGCUCCUUCGCUGCGGAGAAGCUUGGGGACCUUGGACUGAAGCGGGCCGGGCUCAAGUCCUUGGCCCUCCGAGGGAUGGGCCUGGAGGUUGCCAAGCCCAAGCGGGUCACGAGGAGUAGGUGGGAUAAUCCCUGGCUCACUGCUGAGCAGGUUCAGUACGCGGCCGUUGAUGCCUUUCUCUCUUACGAGACUGGUCGCCGUUUGAGUUCUCAUAACUAAUUGAUUAAUUAAUGCCUUCUCAUUCUCUUUUCUCACUGACUUGCCAUGGAGUAUUUGUGAAUUGUAACUCCCUGGUGUUACUUGCUAUGUUACCAUCCGAAUGCUUAAUUUGAUGUUUCUGAAUUUAGGACCUUGGUUCUGA